Messenger RNA from Oreochromis niloticus (Nile tilapia), 1041 nucleotides. RefSeq lists its product as uncharacterized. The transcript is spliced from 2 exons. Bases 235 to 981 code for a protein of 248 amino acids. The record is from RefSeq and is a predicted model, not a curated record. NCBI's taxonomy places the organism in Eukaryota, Metazoa, Chordata, Actinopteri, Cichliformes, Cichlidae.
GUAAUAAUAUACAGUUUUUGAAAAAGCUACAAUAAAACAGACCAAAGUGUUUUCAAAGAACUUUAAAUAACUUUUAUAUUGAGUUUGUAUUUAAGUGAGCCUUUUACAUCAAUUCUGAUAAAUCUCUGAUUUAAUAGAAACUUGAGGAGUCAUUAGUUUUUCAGUGUUUACAGGUUGAGUUUUGUUUACAUUUGUGUAUAAAUACAUAUAAGGUCCAGUUUGUACUUCAAUAAAAUGCCAAGGAAAGGUCAAAGGUCGCAGUCCCAGAAGCUUAGAUGGCAAAAGCAGAAAGAACAGGUAAAUGUUUCUCAGAGCGGUGAGCAGGUAAAGGUGUCUGUUACAACUGUUCCCAGUCCAGAAGUGCAGAGCAGUGCUCAGACAGCUGCAGUGUCUUAUGCAGAUGUGGUAAAGAGAGGUGUUCGCUCAGCAUGUGUGCCAGAUGCUAAAGUACAGCAGGUAAUCCAGACUGAACCCCAGGUAACUGUACAAACGCAGCAUGAUGGAGAAGCUCCAGGACCGUCUCAUGUACAGGUUACAAACAGUGAAAGUCGUCCACGAAUGAGUAGCAUCUGUGCAUCCCGAAGCCAGGCUUCUCCUAGGUAUGGAAAGUACAGGAAUCAGCAAUGCAUGGCUAACAGUUUGGUUUUCCUGUCAUUCUUACAUGAGGAUGAAUUCAUUACCAGAGCAGAUCUAAACCGUGUGUUGGACGAAGGCCAUGCCAUGUAUUCAGAUGCCAGAAAGAGGUUUGUGAACAGCGUGUUUCUAGCCUGUGAUGAGCUUCCCACAGUGGUCACCAGCCGCAGACACGAGUAUCAAGUGGACAUGUCUCAGUUUGCUCAUUAUGGUACAUUUGAUGGUACAGAUCAUCUUCCGAGCCUUGAACAGGGACUACAGUGUUUGGCUUCAGCGGUUCGCUAUGCUUUGCUAGUCAUGGGAGGAAACGUCAUUGCAGUUUGCAGGCUGACUUCAGGACUUGGAUGAGAACAAGAUUUAUGCCAAUCCCGAGGUAACUGCAGCGCUCCAAACCAUGAGACAAGCCAG